UGUGAUAGUGCUCCAGUGGUCGCAUCAGCAAUCGCAGGGUUUCUCUAACGCUAACGCUUACGCUUCAAACGAGCAUCAAUGGUUACCAUGGAGAACAGCGAUGAGAUUCUACAAAUUUUAGAGCGUUUCACACAGCUCAAGCAGAAGGAAAUACCCAAAGAGCUGGAGGACUAUUUGCAGUAUGUGGCCAAGACCGGCGACACCGUCUUCAAGUGGUCCAGCCUCAAGUAUUUGUUCCGCGAGAAGCUGCUAAGUGUGAUCAAGCACUUUAACGAGGACCCACCACGUCUGGAGGAGAUACCCAAUUACCCGAACGUCGAUCCCUUCAACUUUGAGACAAUGAAGGCCUCCCUGCUGGAGCGUCUCGAUUUAUUCAAUGCUGCUCCCUUCACGGUCCAGCGGCUCUGUGAGCUACUGAUUGAGCCUCGCAAGCAAUACUCGCGCAUCGACAAGUACAUGCGAGCGCUCGAGAAAAAUAUACUGGUUGUUAGCACCAUUGAUCCGGGUCGCAAGCGCACGGACAGCGACAAUGGCGAUUCGCUAGACUCUGUCGGCAAUGGGGAUAUUUCGCUAGAGGUCAACAUCGACAUCGAGAUGGAGAACGAGAACAUCUUCAAUAACGGAGAUGACCGCAACGUCCCCAUCGAGGAGACCAAUUGCCUUGCUAUGAAGGCCAGCUGCCCACGCAGCGACGACAGCGCCGCUGCUCCGCCGAAGGCCAAGAAGGCCAAGCUCGACUUUGACGAGAAUGAGCAGCGCGACGAAGAGGAUGCUGAAGAAGCGGAUGAGGAGGUCGCCACCGUGAACAGCAAGUCCAAAGCAGACAAAGCCAAGGCAGAGGCUGCUGAUGAAGACCGUGAUCUGAAGACGGAUGUGACUGAAGCUGCUCGCGAGAUACCCGAAAUUGAGGAACCCGAUGAAGAGGAGGAGGCACCAGUCAAGAAAUCAUUCAGCGCAGACAAGGAAGCGAAGAGUCUAACGACAGAGCCUAACGCGGAUAUUCCAGAAUUGGCCGAGCCCGAUGAGAUUGACCGAGGCGUUGCAGAAACUGUAAAGGAUGCAGCCAUCGACAGUCAGGUCAAGGAUCCAUUGACCAGUGCGGACGAGGAAGAUGCGGCCGGUGGGCAGAUGAAAAUUAUUGAAAAGCAGGAAGUGGAGAGAGCUGAAAAGAAGUCGGACUCGCCAGCGAAAGAUGCGGAGAAAGCAUCGAAGCAGAGCGAAGACGCCGCUGUCGACGAUUCUGAGGAGAAGAAAUCAUCCAAGGACGCCAGGCCAGCGGAGCCGGCUGAGAAGGCGGAGCAACCAGCAAAGGCCUCACCAGAAAAGGCCAGUGAACCAGCAGCUGUCGCCGGCCAGUCUGUAGCUGACAAGGAUGGAGAUUCUGUGGCCGCGAAGGCACCUGAUGCCGAGGCCAAGACUGACACCCAGCUGGAGAUCAAGGCAGACCCUGUUGACGAGAGCAAUACCGAAAAGACUGAGACCAAAGCAGCAACUGCAGCUGAUGCUGAGCCGGCUGCGAUUGCUGCAGCAGCUCCAGCUGCAGAUGAUCCAGAGAAGGCGCAGAAGAUCGCUGAUGCGACCGCCGAUACAGAUGGAGCUGCAGUUGCAGUUGCAACUGUUCCCGUUACAGCUGUUCCCAUUGAGACCGAUGAGUUGGCCACGCCUCAAUCGCCGCCAGCAGCAGAAGCCGACGAAGCGCCGGCAACCGAUACAGUUGCUUUUACAGCCUGUGCCACGCCCACAUUGGCACUGAACGAUCAGCCCAUGGAGGAUACACCAGUCGAGGAGGACGAACAGAACUCGAUCACAGCGGUCGUCGAAGAGGUUGUCAUGGCCGAGAGCAGUUUGCUUAUUGGCGACAUGGCCACCGACGACGGGCCCAAGGAUGAGCCGGACGCCAUGGAGGUGGAUGACACCAGUCAGGAGGUAAUGGUCCAAUAAAUGAUGAUGAUUGGCUCCAUGCGGUCACGCAGAUCGACAGCGACUAUUAUGAAUACUUACACCUACUCCACAUAAAUAGAACAUAAUGAGUAGAAGAUAAAAAGGAUACACACACACCGACACACACACACA
Molecule: messenger RNA, 2073 nt
Organism: Drosophila arizonae
Lineage: Eukaryota; Metazoa; Arthropoda; Insecta; Diptera; Drosophilidae
Gene: PPP4R2r
Product: Protein phosphatase 4 regulatory subunit 2-related protein
Cellular component (GO): nucleus; protein phosphatase 4 complex; cytoplasm
Molecular function (GO): protein phosphatase regulator activity
Source: RefSeq, a predicted model, not a curated record